GUUGACAGAGUUGCCACCCUUGCGUGACUUUUGUUAUAGAGACGGCCGCCAUUAGAGUUUUGUCUGUCGCGUCGCGUUGAAAAAGUGUGGAAAACCUCCUAAAAACAGUGCUAAUAGGUAACACUGCACCAGUUGGUUCUGGAAUAUUUAAAGGAAACCUUCGGAUAAAGCACAGAAAAGGAGCUGCAAUAUGGCCUCGCCCUCUCCGGCGAACAGUCCCAUGCCACCGCCACAGGCGCCCAGUCCGAUGGCUCCGCCCUCGCAGAGCCCCGCCCCCUCGCCGCACAGCCCCUAUCCUCACCAGCAGCAAGGACCUCCCCUGCAAGGACCCCCGCCACCGGGUCACCCUGGCGCCUACGGCCAUCCCAUGCAGCACGGGCCACCGGGCCAGGGUCCGCCGGGACACCACAUGCCACCGCACCACCAGGGGAUGAUUUUCUCAAAAGGUCCGCACAUGGGAAUGCAGAUGCCGCCGACGGGUCCGAAUAUGUCCCCAAUUGGAUACCAAACGCACGGAAUGCCACCCAACGCUGCCACCCAACCCUGCAUAGUGUCACCUGGAGGCCCACCUGGUGGUCCGCCACCACCGGAGCGCUCCAGUCAGGAGAACCUGCACGCCCUGCAACGCGCCAUCGAUUCGAUGGAGGAGAAGGGCCUGCAGGAGGAUCCCCGCUACUCGCAGCUGCUGGCCAUGCGGGCCACCUCCAAGCAUCAGCACCUCAAUGGCAACCAGGUCAAUCUGUUGCGCACUCAGAUCACCGCCUAUCGGUUGCUGGCGCGGAACAAGCCCAUAUCCAUGCAGAUGCAGCAGGCGCUUCAGGCGGCACAGCAACAGCCGCCGCCAGGACCUCCGAUUGGGCCACCCGGAGCACCAGGUGGCCCCCCUCCUGGCAGUCAACAUGUGGGUCAGCCGCCAGUGCAGCCCCAGCAGCAGCAACAACCGCCUCCGUCGGCAGGAACGCCGCCCCAGUGCUCCACUCCUCCUGCCAGCAAUCCCUAUGGCCCGCCAGUUCCUGGCCAGAAGAUGCAGGUAGCUGCCCCACCGCCACACAUGCAGCAGGGUCAGCCGUUGCCACCACAACCGCCACAGGUGGGCGGACCGCCGCCCAUCCAGCAGCAGCAGCAACAGCCUCCGCAGCAGCAGCAGCAGCAACAACAGUCGCAACCACCGCCACCGGAGCAACUGCAGCACCAGUUGCCCAACGGAGGCAAACCCCUGAGCAUGGGACCCGCCGGUGGACAGCCCCUGAUCCCGCCCUCGCCCAUGCAGCCGCAAGUGAGGGGUGCUCUGCCGGGAAUGCCGCCCGGCAGUCAGGUGCCGCAGCCAGGCGGAGGUGGUCCGCCCCGACAAGUGCCGCCAGCUGGGAUGCCCAUGCCGAAGCCCAAUCGCAUCACAACGGUGGCCAAGCCCGUGGGUCUGGACCCCAUUACCCUACUGCAGGAGCGGGAGAAUCGGAUAGCAGCCAGGAUCUCGCUGCGCAUGCAGGAGUUGCAGCGUUUGCCGGCCACCAUGUCCGAGGAUCUGCGACUGCAAGCAGCCAUCGAGUUGAGGGCCCUGAGGGUCCUCAAUUUCCAGCGGCAGCUGCGCAUGGAGUUUGUCCAGUGCACGAGAAGGGACACCACUUUGGAGACGGCGCUGAACAUCAAGUUCUACAAGAGGACCAAGCGACAGGGUCUGCGGGAGGCGCGUGCCACCGAAAAGCUGGAAAAGCAGCAGAAGCUGGAGGCUGAACGGAAACGCCGGCAGAAGCAUCUGGAGUUCCUGGCCGCAGUGCUGCAGCACGGCAAGGAUCUGAGGGAGUUCCACAGGAAUAAUAAGGCUCAGCUGGCCCGGAUGAACAAGGCAGUGAUGAACCAUCAUGCGAAUGCGGAACGCGAACAGAAGAAGGAACAGGAGCGCAUCGAGAAGGAACGUAUGCGACGGUUGAUGGCCGAGGAUGAGGAGGGCUACCGCAAGCUCAUUGAUCAGAAGAAGGACAAGCGGCUGGCCUUCCUGCUGUCGCAGACGGAUGAGUACAUCAGCAACCUCACGCAGAUGGUGAAGCAGCACAAGGACGACCAGAUGAAGAAGAAGGAGGAGGAGGGCAAACGGCUGUUGCUCUUCAAGAAGGAGCUGCUGAUGAGCGGCGAGUACAUUGGCAUCGACGAGGGCAGCAUUGUGGCCGACAUGCGAGUCCAUGUGGUGGAGCAGUGCACGGGCAAGAAGCUCACCGGCGAUGAUGCGCCAAUGCUGAAGCACUUGCAUCGCUGGCUGAACAUGCAUCCCGGUUGGGAUUGGAUCGACGACGAGGAGGACAGUUGCGGCAGCAGCGACGAUCACAAGCCCAAGGUGGAGGAGCAGCCGAUGGCCACCGAGGAUGUCACCGACAAGGCGGCGCCGACGGGCAGCGAGGGGCAGGACGAUCCCAAGGAUCUGAUCACCAAGGCCAAGGUGGAGGACGACGAGUACAGGACGGAGGAGCAGACCUACUACAGCAUCGCCCACACUAUUCACGAGAAGGUGGUCGAGCAGGCCAGCAUCAUGGUGAACGGUUCGCUCAAGGAGUACCAGAUCAAGGGCCUCGAGUGGUUGGUCUCCCUCUACAACAACAAUCUGAACGGCAUCCUGGCCGAUGAGAUGGGUUUGGGCAAGACCAUUCAGACCAUUUCACUGGUCACAUACCUCAUGGACCGCAAGAAGGUGAUGGGUCCCUACCUGAUCAUCGUCCCACUCUCGACCCUGCCCAAUUGGGUGCUGGAGUUCGAGAAGUGGGCGCCCGCCGUGGGCGUGGUCAGCUACAAGGGCAGCCCGCAGGGCAGGAGACUGCUGCAGAAUCAAAUGCGGGCCACCAAGUUCAAUGUGCUGCUAACCACCUAUGAGUACGUGAUCAAGGACAAGGCGGUUCUGGCCAAGAUCCAGUGGAAGUACAUGAUCAUCGACGAGGGUCACCGCAUGAAGAACCACCACUGCAAGCUCACCCAGGUGCUGAACACCCACUACAUUGCUCCCUAUCGGCUGCUACUCACGGGCACACCGCUGCAAAACAAACUGCCCGAGUUGUGGGCUCUGCUCAACUUCCUGCUACCCUCGAUCUUCAAGUCCUGCUCCACCUUUGAGCAGUGGUUCAACGCUCCGUUCGCCACCACCGGCGAGAAGGUGGAGCUAAACGAGGAGGAGACGAUCCUCAUCAUUCGCCGCCUGCACAAGGUGCUGCGUCCCUUCCUCCUGCGUCGCCUCAAAAAGGAGGUGGAGCACCAGCUGCCCGACAAGGUGGAGUACAUCAUCAAGUGCGACAUGUCCGCCUUGCAGCGCGUUCUCUACAAGCACAUGCAGAGCAAGGGCGUCCUGCUCACCGACGGAUCCGAGAAGGGCAAACACGGCAAAGGCGGCGCCAAGGCGCUGAUGAACACGAUCGUCCAGCUGCGCAAGCUGUGCAACCAUCCGUUCAUGUUCCAGCACAUCGAGGAGAAAUACUGCGACCACACUGGCGGCCAUGGAGUGGUGUCCGGACCCGAUUUGUAUCGCGUGUCUGGCAAAUUCGAGCUGCUCGAUCGCAUUCUGCCCAAGCUGAAGGCCACCAACCAUCGCGUCCUGCUCUUCUGUCAGAUGACCCAGUGCAUGACCAUCAUCGAGGACUACCUGGGCUGGCGCCAGUUUGGCUACCUUCGACUGGACGGCACCACCAAGGCCGAAGAUCGUGGCGAGCUGCUGCGCAAGUUCAACGCCAAGGGCUCGGACGUCUUUGUCUUUCUGCUGUCCACCCGAGCCGGCGGUUUGGGUCUCAAUCUGCAGACGGCCGACACUGUGGUGAUCUUCGACUCCGAUUGGAAUCCUCACCAGGAUCUGCAGGCCCAGGAUCGUGCCCAUCGUAUCGGUCAGCGCAAUGAGGUGCGUGUUCUUCGUCUGAUGACGGUCAACUCCGUGGAGGAGCGCAUCCUGGCCGCCGCCAGAUACAAGCUAAACAUGGACGAGAAGGUCAUCCAGGCCGGUAUGUUCGAUCAGAAGUCGACGGGCAGUGAGCGACAGCAGUUCCUCCAAACGAUCCUGCAUCAGGACGACAACGAAGAGGAGGAGGAAAACGAGGUGCCCGAUGACGAAAUGAUCAACAUGAUGAUUGCUCGCAGCGAGGAGGAGAUCGAGAUCUUCAAGCGUAUGGACACGGAGCGCAAGAAGGAGGAUGAGGAGAUCCAUCCGGGCAGGGAACGCCUCAUCGACGAGUCCGAGUUGCCCGACUGGUUGACCAAGGACGACGACGAAGUGGAGCGAUUCCAUUAUCAGUACGAUGAGGAUACCAUUCUGGGUCGCGGCUCCCGGCAGCGAAAAGAGGUGGACUACACGGACAGCCUGACCGAGAAGGAGUGGCUGAAGGCCAUCGACGAUGGCGCUGAAUUCGACGAGGAGGAGGAGGAAGACGACUCCAAGCGCAAGCGACGCAAGCGCAAGAAUCGCAAGGAAGAGUCCGACGACGAUUCGUUGAUCCUGAAGCGGCGGCGACGCCAGAACCUGGACAAGCGCUCCAAGAAGCAGAUGCACAAGAUCAUGAGUGCGGUGAUCAAGCACAACCAAGACGGGCGCACCCUGUCCGAGCCGUUCAUGAAGCUGCCGUCGCGCCAGCGCCUGCCCGACUACUACGAGAUCAUCAAGCGGCCGGUGGACAUUAAGAAAAUCCUGCAGCGCAUCGAGGACUGCAAGUAUGCCGAUCUCAACGAGCUGGAGAAGGACUUCAUGCAGUUGUGCCAGAACGCACAGAUCUACAACGAAGAGGCCUCGCUGAUCUACCUGGAUUCGAUUGCCUUGCAGAAGAUAUUCGUUGGGGCCAGGCAGCGGGUAACCGCAGCAGCGGACGCAGCCGCAGUGGCAGCCGGAGAGAAUACGGGUGAAGCGCACGGAAAUGGCGGCGGCUCCGACAACUCGGACAACGACGACGACGAUGGAGGGGAUGAUGGGUCCGAUGACGAGGAGAUUGCCACCACAUCCGCGGCUGCUGUCAAAAUGAAGCUCAAACUGAACAAAUCUCUGGCCAGUGCACCCUCCACGCCGACGCAAUCAUCCUCGAAUGUGGGCAGCGGAGCGGCCACCACAUCCAAAAAGCAGACGCGUCGCAAGCGGUCCCAGAAGAAGUACACCAUUUCGGACGACGACGACGAUGAUAUGGACUAGCUACCGUUGGGUGUGAUCUUCAAGCGCGGAUCGUCGGAUGUCGAAGGCAUGGGCAAUUGAUUUUUAGUUAGCAUAAGUUUAAACCCUUUCGAGGCAUUUGCUUAUCUCUGCGAGCCUCCCUAUCAGGCUAUCACUAUCACUUCUGUCUAUUCAUCUUUCAUAGUUGUAGGUUCCCCCUUAAGUUUCCUUUUUAAUGAUUUACGCACACAGAAAUUCUUUCUCCCCCCAACUCUAUUGAUUGUAUAAUUACGUGCUUUAAAAUAAAUGCAUAUUAAACAUAAUAAAA
Molecule: messenger RNA, 5426 nt
Organism: Drosophila gunungcola (fruit fly)
Lineage: Eukaryota; Metazoa; Arthropoda; Insecta; Diptera; Drosophilidae
Gene: brm
Product: ATP-dependent helicase brm
Exons: 7
Coding region: 191-5140 (1649 amino acids)
Biological process (GO): positive regulation of transcription by RNA polymerase II
Cellular component (GO): nucleus
Molecular function (GO): transcription factor binding; ATP binding; histone binding
Source: RefSeq, a predicted model, not a curated record